AUUAGACGAGUUUUUCAUCAUUUGAUGUUCUCACGAAAUACCGGCACCACUGUAGCCAUGCACCCAGCAAAUACCGAGGGGCUUUAGGUACUUGUCGUAUCUUUUUAUUUCUUUCUUGCUGUCGCGAAACACACUGCACGUCCAGCUCGGGAUUCCGCAGGCAAAAUGGUUCUAGCACUCACUCGGGCGGUAAGGCCUCGUGAGGUAACGGAAGUUAUGAUGGCCAUGGGCAACGAGGCGGGCGGCGUGUGGACUGCAACUGGAUUCCCAACACUAAUGGCACCAUCUGUCAUGUUUCCCGCUCGUCGCGUGCGGAUACCCGGACCCGGCGUAGUCAAGCGGCAAUUCCUUAUUGCGCGGCUCGUGGGCAGGCUUGGCGGGAAGCCGUCGAUGCUCAUCUACACCGACGGAUCCUGCUUUUAUGAUGCCGAGAGGCACCACAUCUCACGAGGCGGUUGCAGCUUCGUCUUCAAUACGACUCAAGACGGUACGAUAAGCUUUCCCUUGGAGGAUAAGGGACCUGAUGGCUCGGAACGCCCCCACACCAGUAACCGCGCCGCGCUUCGCGCCGUCAUCGGCGCCCUCAAAUAUCGAGACUGGCCGGCCGAAAACUGGCGGCGUGUUGUCAUAGGCACUGAUUCCGCCUACGUGACCAGGGGCUCGACGAUGUGGAUACGCAGUUGGGCCCAAAGAGGAUGGCUUACGCCGGGUAAAUCGCCGGUUUCUAACCAGGACCUCUGGAGAGAGCUGUCGGCAACCUUCGGACAGUACGCAAAGGCCGGCUGCGAGGUGUCGUUCAUGGCUAUAACGAGAGAACAGAACAUCUCGGCCGACGCUGCGGCUAAGGUUGCCGUCGACACGGUUAACAAGACGCCUUUGGACUCAAAAUCUGUGCAUCGGACCAAGAAGAAGCUCAAAGACGGGCCAACCAUAAAACAGGACCGUCCGAUCUGACUCUGGCCAAAUAAAAUCCACUGUCGGAAUAGAAUCUCUGUUGGUCAGACGGUAUCGGCCGUUCAACCGAACUUGCCUGGUAGUGUUUGGUUCAUGGCCAGCUCGAUUCGUACCAGAACGGAACCUGCCGGCCAGGCCCAGCUCUCCUCGGAGAUGACCCGCGAUAUCGCGCAGGCUUCGAAUCUGAACGUGAGGGGGGGCAGCAGAUGUCCGCCAGGAGUAGUAUGAGUAGAUAGAUCUCUACGGAUGAUGGGGGGUUCACAUCGAAAGCUUUCAGGCCCAAAGAGCUACGGCUAAUAUAAAUCCACUUACACCUGAUUUCCGGCGCCGCUGUGGAACAACUGAGUGCGCCUAUUCUCCCCCUUAAUCGCUACCACAUCCUGUACUGGAUGCUGACGAAGAUUCGAUUAACGAUAGAUAUUCAUCUAGCCUGACUGAUUUUCAUAUCCUGCAUAUCCAAGAGACAAUUCAGAUCGUCGGUACCCCGCCCGCCCGGAUCGACUCGCUUCUGUUCUCUCUUUUUCUCU
This is a messenger RNA of Durotheca rogersii, 1481 nucleotides long. RefSeq names its product ribonuclease H-like domain-containing protein. The record is from RefSeq and is a predicted model, not a curated record. Bases 166 to 954 code for a protein of 262 amino acids. Gene Ontology annotation, biological process: DNA replication, removal of RNA primer. The transcript has a single exon. Gene Ontology annotation, molecular function: nucleic acid binding; RNA-DNA hybrid ribonuclease activity. NCBI's taxonomy places the organism in Eukaryota, Fungi, Ascomycota, Sordariomycetes, Xylariales, Xylariaceae.